CCAUUUAAUUCGAAUCUCGACUAGAACGUUCGUCUCCUGUACAUGUAUAAAAGGAGAUUGAGAUGAUUCAUAUUCUAUCAUUUAUCUAGUAUUAUGAUUCGGUUUUGGUUUCAUUGAUCAUUGAUCUAAACAAACAAUAUUGAUUUCAUAAUCGUAUUCGUGACAACAUUGAAACAAAAAAAAAUGAUUAUGGAAAACAAUAAUCGGCAACAAUCACAAUCGAUACCAAUCAAGUUUUUUGCUAUACAAUUACUCAUCCUAUUGAUAAUUGCCGUACAGACGAAUGGAUCACAGAAAUUUGUACCGAACGGUCGAUAUGGACGACGAUCUGAUUUACCACCAUUGUCAUCCAUAAAUAAUAAUCCAUCAUCAUCAUAUGAUAUUAAUCGAUUUGUUUCUAGUUUGACGGAUGCCGAUGCGAUGGCCAUGAAUCAAGAUGCUGAAAACAUGUUGUUGAUGAUGACAAUGAAUGGACCACAAUCAGUGAUGAAUAACAAUAAUCUUAAUUGGUCAGCAUCAUCGAAUCUGGCCAAACAGCUUUGGUGGCUAUGUGCAAUGAACGAGGACAAAAUAAUCAUGAAUCGAUGUUUACGAAGCAUACCAAUGAUUAAGAUGGUCUUGAUGAAAGCUGCUGCUACUGAUCAUUCACUCAUGUCCGAAAUUGAUACACAACCACAAAUAUUACAACAACCAUUGAAACAGCAACGACAAGGACAAGAUCAAGAUCGUCAAUGAUUACAAUUCAAACAGGGCUUGAUGUUUAAAAUCAAACGAAAUAAAAAUCCACAUAUUUCCAAUUUCACACACCCACAUAUUUACCACUCCCUCCUGACACAUACACACACACACACAAAACAAAAAAUGAUCGAAUGAAAAAAGAAAUGAAUUCUAAAUUUUUUUUUCAAUUU
Messenger RNA from Dermatophagoides farinae (American house dust mite), 908 nucleotides. RefSeq lists its product as uncharacterized. The record is from RefSeq and is a predicted model, not a curated record. Lineage: Eukaryota; Metazoa; Arthropoda; Arachnida; Sarcoptiformes; Pyroglyphidae.